AUGGCAGCUACCGGAAUCUCCACAGAACACAAUUCUGUCGCAAAUUUAUUUGAAUCACUAAAUUAUGGUCCUGCUCCAGAGGCUGACAACGUAGCUAAGGCAUGGUUAGAAGAUCAUGGAAGAGAUUUUGGACAUUUUAUCGCUGGAAAAUGGUAUAAACCAUCUGAUGAAAGAAAAAAAUAUGAAACUAAAUCACCAUCUACAGGUGAAGUACUGACUGCCACUAUUCAGGGUAACAGUGAAGAUGUAGAUUUAGCUGUUAAAGCAGCUAGAAAAGCUUUUCAAUCAUGGAGCACCUUAUCUCCUCAUGUAAGAGCUCGACACCUUUAUAGUAUUGCAAGACAUGUACAGAAACAUCAAAGGUUGGUGAGUGUAAUAGAGUCUAUGGAUAAUGGUAAACCAAUACGUGAAACUAGAGAUGCUGAUAUACCACUGGUGGUACGCCAUUUUUAUCAUCAUGCUGGGUGGGCUCAACUAAUGGAAACUGAAAUGAGAGGGUGGAAACCAAUCGGUGUUGUGGGUGCUAUUGUUCCUUGGAAUUUUCCACUGAUGUUGUUAACCUGGAAGAUAUGUCCAGCAUUAGCUAUGGGUAAUACAGUGGUAUUAAAACCAGCUACCUAUACCAGACUAACAGCUCUAUUAUUAGCUGAAAUCUGUAGUGAAGCUGGUUUACCACCAGGUGUAUUUAAUGUAGUUACUGGUAAUGGAGCAUUUGGAGGUCAACUUGCAGCUCAUCCUGAUGUUGAUAAAGUUGCCUUUACUGGCUCUACAGAGGUAGGACAGGUAUUAAGGAGAUCAACAGCUGGUACUGGUAAAAAAUUAUCAUUAGAAUUAGGAGGUAAAUCACCAGUAGUAGUAUUUGAUACAGCUGAUUUAGAUAGUACUGUAGAGGGUAUUGUAGAUGCUGUAUGGUUUAAUCAAGGCCAGGUGUGUAGUGCAGGAUCAAGACUACUGGUUCAUGAGUCUGUACAAGAGAAAUUAGUCAACAAAUUAAAAGAAAGAUUAACACAUUUCCGUGUAGGUGAUAGUUUAGAUAAAACUAUUGAUUUGGGAGCUAUUGUUGAUGAAUCACAAAGAAAAACUAUAGCUGAUUAUGUUGAUAGUGCUAGACAGGAAGGUGCUGAGGUUUAUCAAGCUAGUAUUAGUAUACCAUGUAGAGGCUGUUUUUAUCCACCAACUUUAAUAACUGGUGUACAGACAGUUUCUAGAGUUGUUGUUGAAGAGAUAUUUGGACCAGUAUUAGUAGUGUUACCAUUUAGAACAGCUAAAGAAGCUAUAAGUCUAGCUAAUAAUACAGUGUAUGGAUUAGCUGGUAGUGUAUGGACAGAGAAUAUUAGUCUAGCUAUGGAAGUAGCUAUAAAUAUUAAAGCUGGUGCUGUAUGGAUUAAUAGUCACAAUGUAUUUGAUGCUGCUGCAGGUUUUGGUGGAUAUAAACAAUCAGGAUAUGGAAGAGAUGGCGGUAAAGAGGGUUUAUAUGAAUAUGUGAGACCUACAUGGGAAGAUAGAGCAAGGCUUGAUGCUAUUACUGAUGAUGUCAUAAAAACAUUUGGAUCAACUCUACCUCCUAGACCAGCUGUAUCUGAUAGUUCUACAAGUGAUGUUGAUACACCAAGUGUUGAUAGAACAUAUAAGUUAUAUUAUGGUGGAGCACAGAAACGUCCAGAUGGACAGUAUUCUAGACCUAUUUCUAAUCCCCAGGGUAAAGUUGUAGGUAUUGUGGGUGAAAGUAAUAGAAAAGAUGUUAGGAAUGCUGUAGAGGCUGCUCAUAAAGCUGCUCCUGGGUGGGGUAAAAGAGCAGCUCACAACAGAGCACAGAUAGUUUAUUAUAUGGCUGAGAAUUUAGAAGUAAGAAGAGAUGAAAUUAGUAAACGUAUAUCUAGUAUGACAGGUAAAGAUCUAGAACAGUCUUAUAAAGAAGUGGAUGAUUCUAUACAACGAUUAUUUCAUUGGGGUGCUUAUUGUGAUAAAUAUGGUGGCACUGUACAGGUAAGACAUAUAUAUAAUUGUAAGAGAUCCUGUCCUGAUGAAUAUCCUUUAUUAGGUUUUAUAUCAUUAUUUGCUCCUGCUGUUAUUCGUGGUAAUGCAGUAGUUGUUGUACCCAGUGAGAAAUAUCCUCUUGUAGCUCUAGAUUUCUAUCAGGUAUUUGAUACAUCUGAUUUACCUGGUGGUGUAGUCAAUAUAUUAACUGGUGAUAGAGAUCACAUUGUCAAAUACUUGGCUGAACAUCAAGAUAUACAAGCUAUGUGGUAUUUUGGUACUGGCCAGGGAUCCAAGUUUGUAGAAUAUACUUCAGCUGAAAACUUAAAGAGAACAUGGGUGAACUAUGGAACCAAUCGUAAUUGGAGUGAUCCAGAACAAGGACAGGGAGAAGAAUUUUUAUAUCAUUCCAUACAAGUGAAGAAUAUAUGGAUUCCUAUGGGAGAUAUUUUUGCCAAUUAAAACCAAACCAAAGUCAAUAUGAAAACCAGUUAGUUAGAUAUAGUGUGUAAUACCCAGUGAUACUUAUAGUUUUAGUUGAAUUUAGGUGAAUUUUUAAUUUGUUAAUUGAUACCUAUGAUUUUGUGCAGUAGCUGAUGUUAUGUUAGUUGUGUUUAUGUAUAAUAUCUUGCCCAAAUGAAAUCUAGUCCUUGAAUUAUUGCUUUGUUAAAAGAUAUAAAAUUAUGUGCUAUAAUGCUUUAUUCUUAUUAACUAUUAGAAUUUCCAUGUGGAAAUGGAAUUAUGAAAUUAAAUUGUACAAACUGAUAAUUCACUUAAAAAGGUUUAUUGCCAGAUAUCUGAUUGUUUUAUGAUAAUAAUCAUCUACAUAGUUGCUUUAUCACAACAAUAAAAGCUCAAUUUUGACUAUCAACAGCAUUCUUUUGAAUUAAAAUCCAAAGUUUUCCUGUUGAAGUUAUUACAAAUGUUUUCAAAGUGGCAUAGAUUGGUGAAACUGACUAUAUCUCUUUUAUUGAUUGAUUUUACAUAAUAUCUAAAUCAUGUUGAGUAUUAUUAUUAAACCUAGUGCUAUAUUUUAUUUGUCUAUUAGGAUGAUCUGAUUGUAUGAUGAUUGAGAAGUGUUGAUUAAUAUUCUAUACCACAUAUAUUAUUAUUCUU
Molecule: messenger RNA, 3093 nt
Organism: Lottia gigantea (owl limpet)
Lineage: Eukaryota; Metazoa; Mollusca; Gastropoda; Lottiidae
Exons: 14
Coding region: 1-2439 (812 amino acids)
Molecular function (GO): oxidoreductase activity, acting on the aldehyde or oxo group of donors, NAD or NADP as acceptor
Source: RefSeq, a predicted model, not a curated record